Molecule: messenger RNA, 849 nt
Organism: Nothoprocta perdicaria
Lineage: Eukaryota; Metazoa; Chordata; Aves; Tinamiformes; Tinamidae
Gene: GNA14
Product: G protein subunit alpha 14
Exons: 6
Coding region: 99-845 (248 amino acids)
Biological process (GO): phospholipase C-activating dopamine receptor signaling pathway; action potential; adenylate cyclase-modulating G protein-coupled receptor signaling pathway
Cellular component (GO): heterotrimeric G-protein complex
Molecular function (GO): guanyl nucleotide binding; G-protein beta/gamma-subunit complex binding; G protein-coupled receptor binding
Source: RefSeq, a predicted model, not a curated record
AUCUCCUUGACAUCCUCAGUUUCAGAACAUCAGAAGCUAAGAAUUACUAAAUAGCAAGUGAAGAAUCCUUCGGUCUUGUAGAGGAGGAUAAUGUUCAGAUGAUCAGAGAAGUAGAAGUGGAUAAAGUGACAGUCCUGGAAAGAAAACAAGUUGAAGCAAUCAAGAAGCUCUGGGAAGAUCCAGGAAUUCAAGAGUGCUAUGACAGACGGAGGGAGUACCAGCUCUCAGAUUCUGCAAAGUAUUAUCUUACUGACAUUGAUCGUAUUGCUAUGCCCUCAUUUGUGCCAACUCAGCAAGAUGUUCUCAGAGUCAGAGUGCCUACUACAGGAAUUAUCGAGUAUCCUUUUGAUUUAGAAAACAUUAUAUUUAGGAUGGUGGAUGUAGGUGGCCAAAGAUCUGAAAGGAGGAAGUGGAUUCAUUGUUUUGAAAGUGUUACUUCCAUCAUUUUCUUAGUUGCAUUAAGUGAAUAUGAUCAAGUCUUGGCAGAAUGUGACAAUGAGAAUCGAAUGGAAGAAAGCAAAGCCUUAUUUAAAACUAUCAUCACAUACCCYUGGUUUCUGAAUUCUUCAGUCAUUUUGUUUUUGAACAAAAAAGAUCUUCUAGAAGAGAAAAUCAUGUAUUCACAUCUAAUUAGUUACUUUCCAGAAUACACAGGACCUAAACAAGAUGUCAAAGCUGCCAGAGACUUCAUUUUGAAGCUGUAUCAGGAUCAGAAUCCAGACAAGGAGAAAGUAAUCUACUCCCACUUUACUUGUGCCACAGACACAGAGAAUAUCCGCUUCGUCUUUGCUGCUGUCAAGGACACUAUCUUGCAAAUAAACCUGAGGGAGUUCAACCUGGUUUGAAGGA